AUGGGUAGAGACACUAUUGCUGAGAUAAUAACCUCUAUACGAAAUGCUGAUAUGGAUAGAAAAAGAGUUGUUCGCAUAGCAUCUACUAAUAUUACCGAAAAUAUUGUUAAAAUACUUUUCCGAGAAGGUUUUAUCGAAAACGUCAGAAAACAUCGAGAAAAAAACAAAAAUUUUUUGGUUUUAACCCUGCGACAUAGCAGGAAUAGGAAAAGACCCUAUAGAAAUUUUUUAAAUUUAAAACGGAUCAGCCGACCCGGUCUACGAAUCUAUUCUAACUCUCAACGAAUUCCUAGAAUUUUAGGUGGAAUGGGUAUUGUAAUUCUUUCCACUUCUCGGGGUAUAAUGACAGAUCGGGAAGCUCGACUAGAAGGAAUCGGCGGAGAAAUUUUAUGUUAUAUAUGGUAA
Messenger RNA from Salvia miltiorrhiza (redroot sage), 405 nucleotides. The record is from the annotation of a RefSeq genome assembly. NCBI's taxonomy places the organism in Eukaryota, Viridiplantae, Streptophyta, Magnoliopsida, Lamiales, Lamiaceae.